AUGUGCUCCGACCUACGUAGCUGGCCGGUUUUCGGUUCACUGGAGCCGGAAUUCAUUUCCCAGAUUCAUAUGGUUAUGGUAUUUGGUAAAACAUUUGGUAAUAAGGCUUUAAUUGUGACGAAGGACAAGACAGUAUACAUCCUGGAUGAAAAUCUCCAUGAUUGUUUGGAAACUGGAUAUGAAACCUCUGGGCCAUAUCUGAAGGAGAUUGAGGACUUGUGUGGAAAAGAUAUAAAGACGUUCGCGUAUGGCAUGGGACCUCACAUUUUAGCACUCACGAAUGGAGGAGAGGUAUAUUCCUGUGAUGACGUUAAUGGUCAAUCGGAGAAUGGGACAUGUAAUAAGGUUCUCGCAUUUACUUUAAUGAACGUGCCUACUAUUGAAGACAGCCAGAACGUGAAGCAUGUUGUGGACAUCGCGUGUGGCUAUUACCAUUCCACUAUUCUAACCGAGAAUGGCGAAGUGUAUGCUUGGGCAUCAAAUAAUAAUAGCCAAGUGGGUAAUAGUACCAAUUUUCUUUCGACAACACCUAAGCUUGUUUUGUCUAAUGUUGUUUGUAUCUCCUGCGGUGAUAACUUCACCAUGGCUGUUACCAGAAAUGGCAAAGUAUAUGGUUGGGGUAGUAACGACUUUGGUCAGCUAGGGAUAGACAACUAUGGGAGUAAAAAUGCGACGUCGCCAAAUCUUAGUAUGACAAACAAUAUUUGUGGCAGUAUACUCAUUAUUCAGAUGGGGCCAGCCGGGGGCAGUUUCGAGAAUAAAAAUAUAACGCCGCAGUUGAUUGGUAUGCCGGAAGAUCUUGUUGUAGUCAAGGUAACUUGCGGAUUAAAUCACACGCUGGUGCUUACAGACAAAGGUAACAUCUACGCCUGGGGCGCGAAUAAUUUCGGCCAGUUAGGAAUUGGUAACAAGGAACUGGGAUCCAGCAAACCAGUAAUGGCCAAGCAAAUGGAAAAGACGAGAUGGAUCGACAUUGCAGCUCUAAACAACAGUAGCAUCGCUGUCAAUGAAGCAGGACGUGUCUACGUUUGGGGUGAUUGCCGCGGUAAGAGUAUCUUGACUCCAACCGGCACUUCAUCCUUCAACGUGCACGACGCGCUUGCACACUAUGGGCCGAGCAUUAUGCACAAACCGUUGAUUCUGGACGAAGAGCUAGACAUAUUGGGAUGCUUGGGAAUUGCAUUUGAUGAUUCUUCAACGAGCGACCUUAAAAUACAGGUGGAGGACAAAUGUAUCCAUGUACACAAAGCUAUCUUGAAAAUUCGCUCUUUAUACUUCAGAAAAAUGUUUGAGCAUGAUUGGGCAGAGAACAACCAAAGUGUCAUUAAGAUUAAUGAAUUUUCUUACGUGGUGUACGAAGAAUACCUGAAGUUCUUAUACACCAAUAUAAUCAGUUUAUCUUUUGAGAAGAUCUCAGAACUUUUUGAUUUGGCCAUCGCUUAUUGCGAGAACAACCUCAAGAAACAUUGCAUUCGUAGAAUAAAGCAAAGAAUUACUAUAUCGAACGUUGCCUAUUUUUAUAGCUUUGCAGUGAAGUAUGACAUAGAGGAACUAGAAGAAUUUUGCGUCCAGUUCGCUGUUAGUCACAUGAUGGCUGUGACGCGCACGGAAAAUUUCGCCAAGCUAGACCAGAAUUUGAUGAAAACAUUUAUAAUUAAGGCGAGCGAAGCUGGCUGUUUCAGGAACUAAUUCCGUCUGUUUUCCUCAAAGAGAUAAUGCAACUCAACGAGAAAUGGAUGGAAGUCGUCAGUAUGUUUGUUGCUGCGUACAAACUCGCCAU
Molecule: messenger RNA, 1780 nt
Organism: Mycetomoellerius zeteki
Lineage: Eukaryota; Metazoa; Arthropoda; Insecta; Hymenoptera; Formicidae
Product: RCC1 and BTB domain-containing protein 1
Exons: 10
Coding region: 1-1689 (562 amino acids)
Molecular function (GO): protein binding
Source: RefSeq, a predicted model, not a curated record